This is a messenger RNA of Achroia grisella, 3850 nucleotides long. RefSeq lists its product as uncharacterized. NCBI's taxonomy places the organism in Eukaryota, Metazoa, Arthropoda, Insecta, Lepidoptera, Pyralidae. The coding region runs from base 2270 to 3850 and encodes 526 amino acids. The transcript is spliced from 4 exons. The record is from RefSeq and is a predicted model, not a curated record.
UGAUUUGUAUAUUGAUAUACCCAUGAUAUAUGAAUAUUUAGGAGUAAUCAUUGCGCCGCAUAUUGAAAAGAGGCACAUUACACUUUUUCAAGUACUUAUGAUUUCUAAAAGUAUUAAAUCUGCAAAACAAGGUCAUUUACUGCUUAAAACAAUAAUCAGACAUUUGACAGAUGACAUGGGACCUAUUUUUGCAAAGAAUAAAUGGCUAGAAUCCAAUCUUAAGUUCAAUCAAUGGAUGAGUGAGGAGCAGAUACCAUCAUGGAUAGCAGAUAAUAAAUUUGAAUAUUUGGAAGGAGCUACAACAUCUUCUGAAGAAAACAAUAAACCAUAAACACCAACUGAAACACAAUAAAUUACUUAAAUGUAUGAAUUCAGAUGGAAAUUACUAAUAUCAAUCCCCGCCGCCCGACCGUCGUUACAAUAAGACGUGUUUCAGUUAGCUCCAUAUUUAUAAUUAAAAAUCUAUACCAAAAGUUAUUAAUUUGACCUUAUUUUCAUAUUAAAUUCAGGAAUAAAGUGAAAUCUAUUAUACGCAUUACAGUUCAUCAAGAAAUAUAAAUUGUGAGUGCUAAUAAAUAUACAUAAAUGAUACGAAGAAAGCAAGUUAUAACCAAUAUACCCGUUUAUUCUAUCAACAAAUACAGUGGGCUGGACUUUGGACUUACACUGCAGUUCGUUGUUGAGCUACAAAUGCAGCGCAUGUAGAUAUUACACGUUGAUUCACUUCAUUACGUCAGAAGCUUAUUGGUGUAGCGUAUAGCCGCCGGAAUUCUAAACGAAUGACUGAAGAUCGCUACAAAACGUGUACUUAAGUUUUUUUUUUUUUUUUUGAUGUACACAUUCAUUUUUGUACAUUACAUUAAAUAAUAUCGAUAUUUUGCUGGGUGGAAUAUAUAUAUAUAUUUUCUUUUACACCACAGAAGUACCUUUAAUUGCUAAAUAGCUAGAAUUGUCACGUAGCAAUGCCGCUUAAGCGUACACCACCGCCUUCACCUAUGCCUCAACACAAUACUCCACUAGAACCAGAGGUAACCACUGUUUUUUUAAGAGAUCAUUCUUCUUCUACCUCGAACGUAACUUUAAGGUUGUCUCCUUCUGAACAACUUCAUAGCUCCUCUUCUGAACCAAAUUUAAAUGAGGUUAAAUUUACUAAUACUGCUCGAAAACGAAAACAUUCACUCUAUGAUGAUGAUAAAUUAAAUACAUUUAUGACAGAAAUGCAACAAAUGUUUACGAAGUUUAAGGAGGAUCAAAAUAGGAGGAGUGAGCGAUUGUGUUCCAUUGUUGAGGAUAUUCGGAAUUCAGUGGACUUCCUAGCUCAUAAAUACGACUCGCGUCAGUCGAAAGUGGAUAAGUUGGAAUCGGAUCCUAAAGCGGAUGUUCAAUAUAUGAGAACUUUGGAAGAUAAAAUCGAAAAUUUAGAACGUAACAGCAGAUCAACCUGCCUGGAAAUUAGGAAUAUUCCAGUAUUGUCUUCUGAAACUAAAAGCGACCCUGUUGAGACAUUUGUUAAAACCUGCAAUGUUAUAAAUGCACCAGUCCAGAAUAGCGAAGUAAAGGAUAUAUUCCGCAUCAAAACUAAUGAGCAAGCAAAUAAAGGGAAGACAAUUAUAGUGGACCUUACCAGCUCUUUACUCAAAGAAAGGAUAAUAUCAAUGUACCGCAAAUAUAAUAGAGGUAACUCUAAACUAACCACAGAAUAAAUUCACAUAAAUGGAACACCACGUCCAAUUUUUAUCUCGGAAAAUCUAACGUCUAAAAUGAAGAAAUUGUUUUAUUCGGCCAGAGAAUUCGCAAAAAACCAUGAUUAUAAGUACUGUUGGGUGUCUCAUGGAAAAAUUUAUCUACGCAAAAGAGAAAAUGGCGCUGUGAUUCGAGUAACUGACGACUCUGUUCUUGAGAAAAUUUGCGCGUCAAUAUGACUAUUUAUUGGAGUGGCGAAUACGAUCUUUGUGUCAGUGCCUGUAGUGAUCAUGUUCUUUAAAGUUUUUUAUUGUAUUGUUCAUUUUAUAGUUCUCAUCUAUCUUCUUCUUGAAAAUGUAUAUUGUUACCUUGUCCACAAUCAUACUCGUUUAUUCACAACACUUAUACACAUAAAUACACAAAAUACAUACUACAAUAUUACUCAACAUAAUAGAUCUUCAUUGCCAAAAGAUAUUAAAACCUGUUUCGUGCUAUAUCGUGCUAGGGUAAUCAUUUUAUACCAUUUUAUAUCGUUGUGUUUGCUCUGCGUAUUAAAUCCCCUGUUUACUCUCCUCUAUAAUCAAUUAUGAAUAAUUCGUACCAAAUUAAUAAUGAUAUUGAACAGAUAUCUGUGUCGGAUUCGCUAUCUUGUUCCCCUGAGGACAUACCCGUGCAUUUAAAAUCUAAUAAUACCUUUAAUAUUUUUCAUGUUAAUAUUCGGAGCAUAAAUUGCAAUUUUAGUAACCUUUUAACACUGCUUUAUAGCAUAAAAAUAAACAUUGAUAUUAUAAUUCUAACCGAAUGCUGGUUAAGGAAAACACCCUUCAUUCCUAUUCUUCCUGGAUUUGAAUCUUUUACAUCUAAUUAUAAAAAACAAAAUGAUGGUGUCGUCGCUUAUAUUAGAAAUGGUCUCGAAUGUACAGUGGAUGUCUCCGAGUUUCAUGAUGCAAAUUGCAUAAUCGUAAAGUUUACCAAUGAUGUUGCCAUUGUAGCAGUAUACCGUUCCCCUUCCUAUACAAAUUUAAAACCAUUUUACGAAAGUCUUAAUAGUGCACUCAACACCAUCACAAGCUAUAAAACUAGUGUUAUUAUUGGAGAUAUAAACAUUAAUAUAUCUUCCACAAAUAAUGACCCGAAUUCUGAUGAAUAUCUCAAUAUGAUAGCGACGCAUGGUAUGCUCCCAGCUUACACUUUGCCAACAAGAGAAAACAGUUGUUUGGAUCAUGUCAUCUUACGUUCUUCUAAUUAUGUAUCUACUUUUGUUCUUGACUCUCUAAUAACAGACCAUGCUCCUAUUUUAUUAUGUUGCAAUACAAAUUUAUACUCAAUCUCUGCAAAACGUUUCACUCAAAAAUGUAAUAUUUCGGCAGUCGUAAACGAAAUAGAAAGUACAGACUUUACAUCAGUUCUCAAUUCCAGUGAUCCCGAGAUGUCUGCGAAUCUUUUCGUUGAACUGAUAUCCAAUAUCGUUGCAGUUCAUAGUAGCAGUAUAAAAAUUCCUAGUAGAAAACGCAUUAUUAAGCCCUGGAUCACUCCAGGUCUUCUGAAAUGUAUACGUCAUAGAGAUAAAUUGUACCAAAAAUCAAAAAAAGAGCCAAAUAAUGAUAUACAUAAAAUUAUAUAUAUUAGAUAUCGUACCUUUUGUAACAAUCUUUUGAAAAGGAUUAAAAAGGAAUUUGAGGAAAGUGAGAUCACAAAAGCUAAAGGAAAUCCCAAAAAGACGUGGAAUGUUAUCAAGCGAAUAGCAAAUCUUCAAAAAACAAAAACUGAUGCUGGUUCAUUAUUAAAAAUUAGUAAUAAUCCCAUGUCUUCUAUUAAUAUUGUUAAUAAGUUUUUCGCUAAUGUUGGUAAAAAUCUAGCAUCCGCUAUUCAGUCUCAGUUAGACGGCAGUAUAAACGCUCAACAUAAUACGAACUUACAAUAUAUCCCUGACUCAACUAGUCAAUUCUCAGCUAACUCUAUGGCACUUUUUUCUGUGGACGAUAGGGAGGUUGAAAAUAUAAUUACCAAUUUAAGAUGUAACUGUGCUGUUGGAUGGGAUGGUAUCUCCAAAUAUUAUAACUUAAAGCCCAUAAGUAGUGCUCAAGAUUAUCCCGAAUACUGUUUAUGGUAUAGAUCUAAAACCAUAUCAAGCAUAUACGAUGACGAUAAACAAAUCGAUGCUUGA